Capronia coronata CBS 617.96 is the source of this 2361-nucleotide messenger RNA. RefSeq lists its product as uncharacterized. The record is from RefSeq and is a predicted model, not a curated record. Gene Ontology annotation, cellular component: vacuolar transporter chaperone complex; fungal-type vacuole membrane. The transcript has a single exon. Lineage: Eukaryota; Fungi; Ascomycota; Eurotiomycetes; Chaetothyriales; Herpotrichiellaceae. The coding region runs from base 1 to 2361 and encodes 786 amino acids.
AUGCGUUUCGGCAAGACCCUCGCCGACUCCGUCUACCCGCCAUGGAAGGACAAAUACCUCGACUACGACAAGAUUAAGAAGCUGUUGCGGGAGGAUGAGACCUCUCCGCAAGGACGUGGUGGUGAAGGCAGCUGGACUGAACAAGACGAGGAGAACUUCGUCCAUGAGCUCACGGCAGUGCAGCUGGAGAAGGUCAGCCAGCACCAGGCCAAUAUCUUCAAUGCCAUACGAGAGCGAGCCGCCGCAUGCGAGGCUAAGCUGCCGGAUUCCGAACACGAAGAUGAAAAGAGUGAGGAGGAGUGGAAGGCCAUUGCAAAAGACCUAUUGAAAGAGCUGGACAGCAUUUCCAGGGAGCUCAACGAACUUAGGAAAUUCAGCCGUAUCAACUACACUGGGUUCUUGAAGGCGGCUAAGAAACAUGACCGUAAGAGGGGUCUCAAGUACAGAGUCCGGCCUAUGCUGCAGGUCCGCCUGUCUCAGACACCCUUCAACCAGGAGGACUAUUCGCCGCUGCUGUACCGUCUGUCUGCCAUGUACUCUUGGGCUCGCCAAAAGCUUGGAGAAGAGAAUCCGUCCAAGGAGCCGACGUCAGAUGUGACGCCGACCGAAACAUAUACAGCCCACAAAUAUUGGGUGCAUGUGGACAACCUCCUCGAGGUCAAGACAUAUAUUCUACGCCGGCUUCCAGUCCUGGUCUACAACCCGCAAUCGGCCAAGGAGGUGGAUACCUCUCACAAAGAUCCGUCCAUGACCUCGAUAUAUUUCGACAACCACAACUUCGACCUCUACCAGAGUAAAGUGGACAAGAGUACACCCGGCAACUCCGUGCGCCUGAGGUGGACUGGUCAGCUCGAAGACAAGCCUGAAAUAGUGUUGGAAAAGAAAUUGGUUGGUGAUGGCAUUGAAAGCAAAGAGAUCAGGGUCCCCAUCAAGGAGAAAUAUAUCAAUCCGUUCCUGAAUGGUGAAUAUAAGAUGGAAAAGCAGAUUCAGAAACUCGAAGACCGUUUGGGUUCCGAGUCGGAAGAGGUCAAGACUUUCAAGGCCAAUGUCAAGGAGAUCCAGUCUUUCAUCAAAGAGAAGGAGCUGGAGCCGGUACUGCGAGCUAGUUACACCCGCACCGCCUUCCAGAUUCCCGGCGAUGACCGAAUCAGGAUAUCGCUGGAUACCGACCUUGCCUUCAUUCGUGAAGACGCCUUGGACACUGACCGCCCAUGUCGUGAUCCGGAUGACUGGCAUCGAUCCGAUAUCGACCAGAGUCGAAUGGAGUACCCAUUCCCCUCGAUCAAGAAGGGUGAGAUCAGCCGGUUUCAACACGCAGUCCUUGAGAUCAAGGUCAAGGAUACCAAGUAUACUAGAAAUAACGCCUGGCUCCACGACCUGAUGAAUUCCCACCUGGUGAAGGAGGAGAAGAGGUUUUCCAAGUUUGUGCAUGGCGUGGCAGAGCUCUUUGAGGAUUACGUCAACAUCUUUCCCUUCUGGUUGAGCGAUCUGGAGACGGACAUCAGAAGGGAUCCGGUAGCAGCUUAUCAAGAAGAGCAGGAAAGGGAAGCCAAACAAGCUGCAGACGAGAUGGCCGUUGGAAGCUACCUGGGGAGUUCGCGGUUAUCAUCCUCCAAGGGGAAGUUCGGAUCGCCCAGCAAAUACCCCGAGCAAAGAAUGUCCGGUCAGAUCUCUCAGUCUGUCCGAUCUUCACGACUGAAAUCGGUUGACCAGCUCGAAGCAACAGCUGAAGAAGACGACCAUGACGAAGGCCUUGCUGAUAGUCGAGCCACGCUCAACGAGUCUUCAGGAGGUGGCUUGCUAUCGUUGCUCCCAGCCUUCUCCAACUCCCGUUAUGCUCGUCGUCAUCGUCGGGGCACUGCAUGGGACGAUGCACCGUUGCCCCCUGGCGUCAAACACCCGGGCGUCUGGAUCAAAGACAGAGCCGAUCUCAAGGUUGAAGGCAAAGUCUGGCUUGCGAAUCAGAGAACAUUUAUCAAGUGGCAACACAUCGCCGUACUGCUGGCGACGCUGUCCCUCGGUCUCUAUAAUGCCGCAGGGGUCAACAACAACAUUGCUCGCAUUCUGGCACUGGUCUACACCGCCUUUGCGGUCUUUGCCGGUAUCUGGGGAUGGGCUAUCUACAUGUGGCGGAGCAAACUGAUCACAGAACGGAGUGGGAAGGACUUCGACAAUGUAUUUGGCCCAUUCCUGGUAUCCAUCGGGCUGGCCUGUGCGUUGAUUCUCAAUUUCGCAUUCAAAUACACUGCUGUCGUCACAGACACGCAAAGGAAUGCCUCGGCCCUGGCGCUGGAGCAGCCUAUGGUCGAGAUGGUAUCUCUGGACGGGGUGGGAGUUGGUCUGUGGACACAGGAGCUCUAG